AUGCUCAAGAAUACACAUCUCCUCGAGAAUGAGAUUGCUGAGAUGGAUCACGUCUUGUAUCAAGCCGGCCUCAGCUUAGGUCUCAGCCCUUCGUUUAUCGAUCGGCUCGGGCUGAGUCACUGCAAAAAAGAUGACGGCGUUCCCAAAAUCGGUGACACCAUCACUGAUGAGUUUAUACUUCCCACACGUCCACAAACCAGGCUGGCGGUAGCUCUACAACUAGACAAAGCACUCGCAGCCUUCAACAUCAUGAUCACGGAAACUUUGUCCCUCCUCGACGAGGAAAAUAAAUUCAGCUUAAGAGAUGACCCCAGCUUGCACGAGGUUCACAAAACUCGACUCCUCAGAGUGGAUCUCGGGACACGGGUGCGGACAGAUCCCUUCCAGCGCUGGCUUCAGAAGUAUCUCCGAGCUUUUUAG
Molecule: messenger RNA, 420 nt
Organism: Macroventuria anomochaeta
Lineage: Eukaryota; Fungi; Ascomycota; Dothideomycetes; Pleosporales; Didymellaceae
Exons: 2
Coding region: 1-420 (139 amino acids)
Source: RefSeq, a predicted model, not a curated record